Molecule: messenger RNA, 11045 nt
Organism: Sturnus vulgaris (Common starling)
Lineage: Eukaryota; Metazoa; Chordata; Aves; Passeriformes; Sturnidae
Source: RefSeq, a predicted model, not a curated record
CUUUCCCUUUUAAAAAAACUUUUUAUUUUUAAUUGGUUUUAUUGUUGAUUUUAAAUUAUAAGCUGAUUUUGGAGAUCUCUGCUGUAACUAGGCUGCUUUAGAGUAGAACAGCUUCCCCGGCGUGUCAUUUUCUCUCUCCCUGCCUGCUGUCUCUGCUGUUGCUGCUGCUGACAGAAACGUGUUAGGAAAGCAGAAAGAGAAAAUGCCAGCCAUCCUGGUAGCCUCCAAAAUGAAAUCGGGACUACCUAAACCCGUACACAGCGCUGCUCCAAUCCUGCAUGUCCCAACGGCCAGGACCAUCCCACAGCCCUGUUACCUGAAGUUUGGGAACAAGGUGGAGGUGACGAAGCCAUUGUAUUCCAGCCAGAUUCCUCUCAAAUCUUCCAAUGGACAAGAAAACGCAGGAGAUGGCCUCCCAGCAAGGAAGAGUAGCUCGGUAGAAAAUGGAUUUGACACACAGAUUUAUACGGAUUGGGCUAAUCACUAUCUAGCAAAAUCUGGUCACAAGAGAUUGAUAAAGGACCUACAGCAAGAUGUGACUGAUGGAGUCCUGCUAGCUGAAAUCAUCCAAGUUGUAGCAAAUGAAAAGAUUGAAGACAUCAAUGGCUGCCCAAAAAAUAGGUCUCAAAUGAUUGAAAACAUAGAUGCAUGCCUGAGUUUCCUGGCUGCUAAGGGGAUUAACAUCCAGGGGCUGUCAGCAGAAGAAAUCAGGAAUGGGAAUCUAAAGGCCAUCCUGGGCCUCUUCUUCAGCCUGUCUCGGUACAAGCAGCAGCAGCAGCAGCCCCAGCACCAUCCAUCCCAGCAAGCAGGGCCUCCAUCCCAGUGCCAGCUGGGGCUGCCCCAGCAGCAGGUGCCAGCCCCGCUCCAGACUCCGUGCCAACAGCCCCCACAAGCUGGGCAGCAUCAGUUCAAAGCACAAUCAGAAAUGCAGUCCAGUGCAUCUCCCAGGGACUCAUCUCAAAGCAAAAUCAUCCGAUUCACUCUUGGUCAGAAAAGGUCUUCUAGACUGCCAGGUCCCACCACGAGGGUGUCCGCUGCGGGCAGCGAGGCCAAGGCUCGUGGUUCCAUCAGUGCCAACAACCGGCGCAGCCAGAGCUUCAACAACUACGACAAAUCUAAGCCUGGACUUCUCCCUCCAGCCCCAACCAGCACCAAUGACAAAGAGCCUGCAGACAGCACAGCCUCCCAGCCCACAGGAAUGAAUGAAAAUGUCUCAUCCUCAGUUCAGGGCUGCGGCAGUGCUGUUCCUUGCAAUAACUCCUCAGCCAUCCCUCAGCCCAGCUCUGCUAUUAAACCUUGGCGCAGCAAGUCCCUCAGUGCCAAGCACACAGCGACGUCUUCCAUGUUAUCCGUGAAGCAGCCGGCAGUGGAGCCUCCAAAGCCUCCCUCAGAAAUCGCCAAAACAGCUCCCAACGGCCAGAAAUCCAUGCUGGAAAAACUAAAACUCUUCAACAGCAAAGGCGGUUCCAAAGCAGGAGGGACAACGCUGGAGUGUCCGGGCUCUCGGGACAACAGCUGUGAAAAGCUGGAGACGCUCCUCAGCUUUGAGGAGAGUGAGGAAAUCGAUGCCACCAAUCAGAAUGUGAACAAUCCGGGAUCAAUGUCCAGCAGCCCCAAAAUUGCACUCAAGGGAAUCGCACAAAGGACUUUCAGCCGCGCACUGACUAACAAGAAAAGUUCUCCAAAGGGUAAUGAGAAGGAGAAAGAGAAGCAAAAAGAGAAAGAAAAGGAUAAAAGCAAAGACGUUACAAAGAGAACAUCCAUCACCGAGAAGUUGGACCUGAAGGAGGAACCUAAAGAAGAACAGGCAGCACUAACAACAACGACAGAGAUGCCAAAAAAGUCCUCCAAGAUCGCCAGCUUUAUCCCUAAAGGAGGGAAGCUGAACAGUGCCAAGAAGGAGGCCUCUGCCCCUUCGCACAGCGGAAUACCAAAACCAGGAAUGAAAAACGCCACAGGGAAAUCCUCAAGUGCCCCUGCUCCUGCAAAGGAAGGCGAGAGGAGCCGUGGAGGGAAGGCCAGCUCGGGGCUCUCGCAUCAGAAGUCCCAGCUGGACAGCCGUCACUCCAGCUCCUCCUCCAGCCUGGCCUCCUCCGAGGGCAAGGGCUGUGUCGGGGGCCUGCACAGCAGCAGCAGCAGCCAGGCUGUGAACGGGCCCACGGUGAGCACCCACAGCACGGGCAGCAACACGGUGAGCGUGCAGCUACCUCAGCCCCAGCAGCAAUACAGCCACCCCAACACCGCCACCGUCGCGCCCUUCAUGUACAGAUCUCAGACAGACAAUGAAGGGAACGUAACAGCCGAGGCCAGCACAGGAGGGGUCAGCAUGGAUUCUGCUCUUUACAUCAAAAGUGCCCAGCCUGCCCUCGAGGACCUCUCAGGAGAGGAUGCAGAGACUCGGCGGCUGCGAACUGUGAAGAACAUCGCUGACCUGCGGCAGAACCUGGAGGAAACCAUGUCCAGCCUGAGGGGAACCCAGGUCACCCACAGCACCUUGGAGACCACAUUCGACACCAACGUCACCACCGAGAUCAGCGGCCGCAGCAUCCUGAGCCUGAGCGGGCGGCCCACGCCUCUCUCCUGGCGCCUGGGCCAGGCCAGCCCGCGCCUGCAGGCGGGCGACGCGCCCUCCAUGGGCAACGGCUACCCGCCGCGGGCCAACGCCAGCCGCUUCGUCAGCGCCGAGCCGGGCGCCGGCCGCUACCUGUACUCGGCGCCGCUGCGGCGGCAGCUGGCCACGCGCGGCGGCAGCGUGUGCCACGUGGACAUCGCCGACAAGGCCGGCGACGACGGCGACCUCGAGGGCAUCGCCAUGGACGCCGCCGGAUACAUGAGCGACGGCGACGUGCUGGGCAAGAACAUCCGGGCCGACGACAUCACCAGCGGGUACCUGACGGACGGCGGGCUGGGGCUGUACACGCGGCGGCUGAACCGGCUGCCCGACGGCAUGGCCACGGUGCGGGAGACGCUGCAGCGCGGCACGGCCCUGGGGCUCGGCGACGCCGACAGCUGGGAUGACAGCAGCUCUGUCAGCAGUGGGAUCAGUGACACCAUAGAUAAUCUCAGUACUGAUGACAUUAACACGAGCUCCUCUAUCAGCUCCUAUGCCAACACGCCUGCCUCGUCCAGAAAGAACUUAGAUGCACAGACUGAUGCAGAGAAGCAUUCCCAGGUGGAGCGGAAUUCCUUAUGGUCCGGAGAUGAAGUCAAGAAAUCCGACGGGGGAUCUGAUAGCGGCAUAAAAAUGGAGCCGGGAUCCAAGUGGAGGCGGAAUCCCUCUGAUGUGUCAGAUGAGUCUGAUAAAAGCACUUCUGGUAGGAAGAACACUGUUAUUUCCCAGACGGGCUCCUGGCGACGGGGCAUGUCAGCUCAGGUUGGCAUUACCACACCAAGGCCUAAACCUUCAACCACCCCAGGCACAUUAAAGACACCUGGAACAGGGAAAACUGAUGACGCCAAGGUAUCAGAAAAGGGUAGACUAUCUCCUAAAGCUGGACAUGUUAAACGUUCCCCAUCAGAUGCAGGACGCAGCAGUGGUGAUGAAUCCAAAAAGCUUCCCACAAGUAAUUCUAGGACAACUGCUGCUAAUGCUAAUACAUUUGGAUUUAAGAAACAGAGCGGGUCAGCCAUAGGCAUGACCAUAAUCACUGCCAGUGGGGCAACUCUCACCAGUAGAUCGGCUACCUUGGGAAAGAUCCCCAAGUCAUCUGGACUCAUGGGUAGGACCACUGGUCGGAAGACUAGUGUUGAUGGCUCCCAGAACCAGGAUGAUGGCUACUUAGCACUUAGUGCACGAACUAAUCUUCAGUACCGUAGCUUACCCCGGCCCAGUAAAUCCAGUAGCAGAAGUGGAGCUGGGAAUAGAUCUAGCACGAGUAGCAUAGACUCCAACAUAAGCAGCAAGUCAGCUGGGUUGCCUGUCCCUAAAAUCAGAGAGCCUGCCAAGGUAAUCCUUGGAAGCUCUCUGCCAGGAUUAGUCAAUCAGACUGAUAAAGAGAAAGGGAUUUCGUCUGACAACGAAAGCGUGGCUUCAUGUAAUUCUGUUAAAGUGAACCCUGCAUCACAGCCUGCUGCUAGCGGAGCUCAGAGUACCCACCAGCAAGGAGUCAAGUACCCCGAUGUGGCCUCUCCCACUCUGCGCAGACUUUUUGGUGGCAAGCCUAGUAAGCAAGUUCCCAUCACAACGGCUGAAAAUAUGAAAAACUCAGUUGUCAUCUCCAACCCUCACGCUACCAUGAACCAGCAGGGUAACCUUGACUCCCCAUCUGGCAGUGGUGUGCUGAGCAGUGGGGGCAGCAGUCCCCUCUAUGGUAAAAGCACAGAUCUCAACCAGUCUCCACUGGCUUCCAGCCCCAGUUCUGCACACUCUGCUCCUUCCAACAGUUUGACAUGGGGUACCAAUGCCAGUAGCUCUUCUGCAGUUAGCAAGGAUGGCAUUGGAUACCAGUCUGUCAGCAGCCUGCACACCAGCUGUGAGUCCAUAGACAUCUCCCUGAGCAGUGGAGGUGGGCUGAGCCAUAACUCCUCCAGUGGCUUGAUUCCAACCUCCAAGGAUGAUUCUCUGACCCCCUUCGUCCGAACCAACAGUGUUAAGACUACAUUGUCUGAAAGUGACCCACAUCUUGAUAGGAACACUUUGCCUAAGAAGGGACUCAGGUAUACUCCAUCCUCCCAGCUCCGUAGUCAAGAGGAUGCAAAGGAAUGGCUCCGCUCCCAUUCAGCAGGAGGACUGCAGGAUACUGCUGCCAAUUCUCCAUUUUCAUCUGGAUCCAGUGUAACAUCACCCUCUGGAACCAGAUUUAACUUCUCUCAGCUUGCGAGCCCCACGAGCGCGGCGCAGAUGGGCCUGUCCAACGCGGGCAUGCUGCGCACACACAGCCUGUCCAACGCCGACGGCCCCUACGAGCCCUACGGCGACACGCGCCUCCGCAACAGCUCCGUGUCCCUGGACGACAAGAGCCGCACCAUGAGCCGCUCCGGCUCCUUCCGCGACGGCUUCGAGGAGGUGCAUGGUUCUUCUCUCUCUUUGGUGUCCAGUACAUCAUCUAUUUAUUCCACACCUGAAGAGAAGUGCCAGUCAGAGAUUCGCAAGCUGCGGAGAGAAUUGGAUGCAUCCCAAGAAAAAGUGUCAGCUCUGACAACUCAGCUGACUGCUAAUGCUCACCUGGUGGCAGCAUUUGAGCAGAGCCUGGGGAACAUGACGAUCCGACUGCAGAGCCUGACCAUGACAGCAGAACAAAAGGACUCAGAACUGAAUGAGUUAAGGAAGACAAUUGAACUCCUGAAGAAACAAAACGCUGCUGCUCAGGCUGCCAUCAAUGGAGUCAUCAACACACCUGAGCUCAACUGCAAAGGUCCUGGAGCUGCUCAGCCCACGGACCUGCGGAUCCGGAGGCAGCACUCCUCGGACAGUGUGUCCAGCAUUAACAGUGCCACCAGCCACUCCAGCGUGGGCAGCAACAUCGAGAGUGACUCCAAGAAAAAGAAGAGGAAGAACUGGGUCAAUGAGUUACGCAGCUCCUUCAAGCAAGCUUUUGGGAAAAAGAAAUCUCCCAAGUCAGCAUCUUCUCAUUCAGACAUUGAGGAGAUGACUGAUUCUUCCUUACCUUCCUCACCAAAGCUGCCACACCACAACACCACUGUUUCAACACCACUGCUGAGAGCUUCCCAUUCCAAUUCCCUCAUCUCCGAGUGCACGGACAGCGAGGCCGAGACGGUGAUGCAGCUGCGCAACGAGCUGCGCGACAAGGAGAUGAAGCUGACCGACAUUCGCCUGGAGGCGCUCAGCUCCGCACACCAGCUGGACCAGCUGCGAGAGGCCAUGAACAGGAUGCAGAGUGAGAUUGAGAAGUUAAAAGCAGAGAACGAUCGGCUGAAAUCUGAAAACCACGGCAGCUGUAGCCGGGCUCAGUCUCAGGUUUCCAUCUCCUCCUCUCCCAGACACUCUGUGGGACUCUCUCAACACAGCCUGAACCUCACGGAGUCAACCAGUCUCGAUAUGCUGUUGGAUGACACUGGGGAUGGCUCUGCCCGGAAAGAAGGAGGCAGGCACGUCAAAAUAGUUGUCAACUUCCAGGACGAGAUGAAAUGGAAGGAGGACUCCAGGCCUCGCACCUUCCUCAUCGGCUGCAUUGGAGUCAGUGGGAAAACCAAGUGGGACGUCCUGGAUGGGGUUGUGAGACGCCUGUUUAAGGAGUACAUCAUCCACGUGGAUCCUGUGAGCCAGCUGGGGCUGAACUCAGACAGUGUUCUGGGCUACAGCAUCGGGGAAAUCAAGCGCACCAACAGUGCAGAGACCCCGGAGCUGCUGCCCUGUGGGUACCUGGUUGGAGAAAACAACACCAUCUCAGUCACCAUCAAAGGUCUCUGUGAGAACAGCCUGGACGGGCUGGUGUUCGAGUCGCUGAUCCCCAAGCCCAUCCUGCAGCGCUACGUGUCCCUGCUGAUGGAACACAGGAGGAUCAUCCUGUCUGGCCCCAGUGGCACGGGCAAAACCUACCUGGCCAACCGUCUGUCAGAGUACAUGGUGCUCAGGGAGGGCAGGGAGCUGGCCGAGGGCAUCAUUGCCACCUUCAACGUCGACCACAAAUCCAGCAAGGAACUCCGCCAGUACCUGUCCAACCUGGCAGACCAGUGCAACAGUGAAAACAAUGCUGUGGAUAUGCCUCUUGUCAUAAUUUUGGAUAAUUUGCACCAUGUUAGCUCCCUAGGAGAGAUCUUUAAUGGACUGCUAAACUGCAAGUACCACAAAUGUCCGUAUAUUAUCGGCACAAUGAACCAAGCCACCUCCUCCACACCUAAUCUUCAACUUCACCAUAAUUUCAGAUGGGUGCUAUGUGCAAACCACACUGAGCCUGUCAAAGGCUUUCUCGGCCGUUUCCUGAGAAGAAAACUGAUUGAAACAGAGAUCAGUGGCAGGAUGAGGAAUGCAGAGCUGGUUAAGAUUAUUGAUUGGAUUCCCAAGGUCUGGCAACAUCUGAACAAAUUCUUGGAGGCUCACAGCUCCUCUGAUGUUACUAUUGGUCCACGGCUCUUCCUCUCCUGUCCAAUAGAUGUAGAUGGUUCUAGAGUUUGGUUCACUGACUUGUGGAACUACUCCAUCAUUCCAUAUCUUCUGGAGGCAGUAAGAGAAGGGCUACAGUUGUAUGGGAGGAGAGCACCCUGGGAGGAUCCUGCCAAGUGGGUCAUGGACACCUACCCCUGGGCAGCCACCCCCCAGCACCACGAGUGGCCUCCUCUGCUGCAGCUGCGGCCCGAGGACGUGGGCUUUGAUGGCUACUCCGUGGCCCGGGAAGGCUCCACCAGCAAACAAGUUCCAGUGAGUGAUGCUGAAGGAGAUCCUCUGAUGAACAUGCUAAUGAGACUGCAGGAGGCAGCCAACUACUCCAGUCCCCAGAGUUAUGACAGUGACUCCAACAGCAACAGCCAUCAUGAUGACAUCCUGGAUUCCUCUCUGGAGUCGACAUUGUGAUCUCUCUCAGACAGAGGUUAUUUCCACUUGGCAAGAGCCCUGAUUACAGACUCAUGAAAAGAACACGUUCCUGGGCUGGGAUCUCAGUAUUAGAGCUGCAAGAACAAGACACUUGGAGCAAUCUUGAACCUGGGUGCAGGCAACCCAAGCGACCUUUGUAUUGUUUUUCUUUUGACAGUGAUGAGAACUGCACUACUCCUUUGUUUCCUUCUUUUUAGUUGCUGUAAGCUCUCAUGCCUAAGAUCCUGAAGAUGUUAAAAUUAAUCAUCAUUACUAAGUCGAAAGGACAGGGGUGAGGGGCAACUUCACAGCUGUGAAGCAAACAGCUUUGUGCCAUGUACUGUCUGGAAAGAGAGGGGAGAGGGAAUAUUUGCCUAUGCUGCUUCUGACCAAACACAUUUACAUGAGGGCUGGACUUCUACCAAUCAGCUUUGUGGAUUAAAUUCAGCUUCAUAUAGUUCUGGUGCUAUAACAAUAUUGCUUGCCUCGGUGGUAAUACUCAGUGAAGGCAAAGCUGCAAAACAGGGAAGUCUGAAUCAAUAUUAAAAGAGGAAAGGAAUAAAAAGAAACUAAAACAAAAAGCGCUGCUCUCCUUGCCAGUCUGAGACCUUGGCUUUCUUUCAUUGUGUGUUUAUAAAGAUUAUAUAUAUAAAUAGGAAUAUAUAAAAAUAUAUAUACAAUCUGAACAAAUCAGGUUUUUUUUUUUCAAACACUGUGUAACAAUCAAUCCUGCUACAAGUGAAAGAUCAGGUAGUCCUUUGCUAGUCAGGGCCCAAUUCUCUUCCCACUUACACCCACGCCACCAGCUGAGCUGACUUCUGUGGUGUUUACACCCCACCAAUCCACCCUGAGGAGAGGGGGCUUCCCUCCUUCACAGGAGUCAGUGGCAGGGCUGUGCCCCUUGGGGUCCUGCAGCUCCAAAGGACCCUUGGCAGGGCACAGGCAUGGUGAGCCCUGUACACAGAGGUGAGCUGCACCCCUGCAAAGGGAUGAGUCAGACUUUCAGUUUUUAAUUCUUGCCAUGAAACGUUACAGCUGUUUUCUAAAAACUUUGGGUUUUGUUCAGAGGUUUCAUUCCAAUCAGCACAACCAUAAGGGGGUUAAUUAAAAUUCAGCUCUGUGGCAGUUCCAGUGCUGCUCUGGUGACAAUACUUACUUCCAUUACUUUUCUUUUUAAUUGCAAAGUGUAAAAAAAAAAAAGAAGUAUUUCAGCAGUAUUCAGGUCUGGAAGAAAAAAAGAUAAGGUACUGAGUACUGUGUCUUUUGAGUUUAGCUGUGCCAUGCUUUUGAGCUGUGGCAGAGCUGUGAACCUGCUUUGGUUUCUCCUCCUCUGUGAACGCACACACCCCUACACUGUCAGUGUUAAGGCUUGUACUUGUGCUGGGCAGCAAGAACACCUCCCAAAGAGUUGCACUUUCCUGGUGACACCACCAUGCCCAGCACGGCAGCUGUACCUCAGCCAGCCCCUCGCUCCUCAGAGGGAUUUGUGCGAGCCUUGCCAGCUCUCCUUUGGUGCUGACUUUUGAAAGCGAUGCCUUAUUUUGUACUAAUUGUGUUUGAUUAAAUUAGUGCUGUAUAUUAUGGGAUUUUAUUUAAAGAAACAGGGCUAAAGUCAUCUCUUGAAAUAUCAUAAGUUGCUGUGAAUAUUGUUUGUAUGAGACACUAGAAUUUGUUUAAAUGUGACAAAAAAAGGAGGGAAAUGAGAUAAUGUUUCAGGUUCAUAUCAAUCUGCAGCUAAUAAAUCACUGAAGAGCUGUUUUAUCCAUGCAGGAGGGACAAAAGAAGCUUUUCAACUCUAAUAAAUUACAGGAAUAUGCUGGUUUUUCAAUGUACAGAAAGAAAUCUUACUACAAACACUUUUUCAAGAGCUUAUGGGUUUAAAGGAACAUAACAGACAAGUUCAUGCUUCUGUAGCUCAGCUUGAGAGGAUGGUUUUAUUAUACCUCAUGACUUUCUGUAAUAUAACUGUACUUUGUCUUACUAAGCUGGUCUUGAAUCUGCUCCUGUUACAACUUUUAAGUGCUGAUGACUUUUUUUUUUUAAAGAAAAAUAUUGUAAAAGGAAAAAUUUAAAUAUUUUAAUGAUGGGGGGGAAGAGCUUGGUGUUGUUACUGUUUUAACCUUAUGAACUCUGAUUUCCUUAUUUUACUGAAUGGAAUAACAAAGGUUACUCAGCCAAUUUUCCUAAUCCAGUUCUUGGUACUGUAAAAAAAGGGUUAGAUCUGUAUGGAAUCAAAUCCAUAGCAUGCUGAUGAUGAGUUUGAGAAAAGUUAAUUUUUUCCAGUAGUCUUGACAAUUCUGCUUCCCAGCACUGACUUUACCUGCUACUACUGUGAAUUUUGGUACCUAAUCCCCCAACUGAAUCCAUGCAGACAGAGCAUGUGCCUGUAAAAGAAAUCCAGUUGCAGGGCUAGGGCUUUAAAUAGACUUGAUAUCCUAGCAAAUGUCUCAGUUGCCCUUGAACUGAGUGCUAAAAGACAUGUUUAAAGUAGUGUUUUAUUUGUGGGGAACGGGGUAUUUUUUUUUUCUCAUGUUUAAUCCUGUGCUUAAGCUCAGGAAGAAAUUUCUAUUAUCUGUUCUUUUUUAUUGACACUAGUUUGGCUUAAAGUGAGAGAGGCAAUUUUGAAUAGGCUAGUCAUUCUGAGCAUCACAAUAUUCCGUGUCUUUUCUGAAACUUCGGGAAGCAGGGUUACCUGUUGUACACACGUCUUAGUUUUUAUCAAGACUUUUGUAGAUUAAGUCUUUCUUUAGGUGACUUCCUUCUCAUUUAAGGCUUUUUCAAAACACUUCCUGGGUUUUUUUCUUUUUUUUUUGUCUUUUUUUGCCUUCUUUCUCCUCCUUACAAAGUUGGCUUGUUUUAAAAAAUAUCAACAAGAAAUGCAAGAUUCUAUGCAACAUUCAUGUUGAGUUAUAAAUUGAGAGAAUAAACCAUUUUCUUUCCUUCACAACUGCCAAGAAUGAUACAGGCCAUAAAUGAGAUGUGGUUUAUUUGGGGAAGGGGAGGGAGGGGGUUGGUUAGCCUUUUUGUACAUUUUGAAAGAAGCAGACUUGAUAUUUCAUUGUUGAUGCUUAACUUCGAUAUUAUGUGUAUGAAAUCUUGUCUAAAUGUGGCAAUUUUCUUUCAAGAAAAAAAUAAUAUACAAAAACAGAGCAAAAAAAAUCUUUGUUGAUAUUAAAUGGAAGGUUGCUGUUUUGAUCUAGUCGUUUCCAGUGGAACAGUUUAUGAAAUAUGUUCUAUAAGAUGUACAUUUUUUCAUUGUAACAUAGAAAUGUAAAUAUUUGAUUAAAAGUGCUGCAUUUUGAUGAAUUUUUUCUAGCCAUUUUUAAAGAGAAAACUAGGAAUUGAGUAUUUUGUGUACGUUUAUGAUGUUUUCCAUUUGCUCCUCUCCCUAUUUAAUUUUCAGUUCUCAUUUAGGAUUGGAAUUUGUGAAUGGUCUGUUUGAGAUCAUGCCUCCCCUUUCUCACUCUCCCUGUUUCUACCCCUUCCCCACCCCAUGUCAUGGAGAAUAAAGCUGAUGAUUGUACCAGUCUUAAAUUAUUCAUGAUUCAAUAAAAUUGAUGCUUAUUUAUUCAGA